This is a messenger RNA of Gryllus bimaculatus (two-spotted cricket), 868 nucleotides long. Lineage: Eukaryota; Metazoa; Arthropoda; Insecta; Orthoptera; Gryllidae. The record is from the annotation of a GenBank genome assembly.
CGCGUGGGUGAUUUCUCUAAAUUCUUCGAUCCUGCGGCCGAGUGGUCUUCAAACGCUCUCAGCACUCAAAGUUCUGUCUCCUUCAGUGCAGGAUCACCGACACAAUUAUGGAGGCCCACACGAUCACCAACAAAGCCAGUGCCGUAUUAUCCGACCGACGAUUCCGGCUUGUUCUCGGAGAGCUGGCGGGAGAGCGAGUCGCCGGACGCCAGCCCGGUGGUGGUGACGGCCAGCGGCACCAUCUCCCUGCGGCUGCGCGACCGGGUGCGCGUCGACCUCACCGUGGACCGCGCCGUGCGCGUCAUCAACCUCAAGAACAACGUCGUGCUGUGCCUCAACGGCAACGGCUCGGCCAGCGCGAUGCUGCACCCCAACGGCCGCGUCUACCAGUACGGCAGCCGCGUGGAGAUCCUCGCGCAUGACCCCACGGGCAACAACAAAUUUGCGAAAAUGUGGUACAAAGGCGUCAGCUUCACUUCAGACCAAUGUGCUCUGGUCUACUUAGUGGAUGCCGCUGGAACACGCACCACAACAGAUAAUUUCUGCAACAUGGUACACGAUUUUUCGAUACCAGUCUUUUACAACGACUCUCGUCACGGACCAUCGUACUUCCAAGAAGCUAUGUCCAUCCUCCAGACCUCGAUGUUUUGGGUAUCAGAUAAGGGCAUAGAAAACUGGAUUGUCAAUAACGUUAGAGUGUCACAAACUGAAGAUGGUCUUGUAAGGUACGAUUAAGAAUUUCGGCAAUUUCACUUGAUAGUUCAUAGACUGUGUAUUUGUACAUGAGAGAACACAUCCUUUUACUUCCUCGUUUUGACUCGUAAAAAAAGGUAGUAUUGUAAUCGUACAUGUAAGGUAGUAUUCCUAU